CCCCGCCCGCCCCCUCUGCUCCGCCCCGGGGCUGGCGGGGCUCGGCACGGGCUCGCUCCCCGGCGGCAGGGAGCGGGCAGGGGGCACCGCAACUCGGGCGACAUGAAUGUGGAGAACCAAGAUGUGCUGCUGGAUCUGGAGGGGGAGGAGGAGGAGGAGGAGGAAGAUGAUGACAAUGAUGAUGGGGAGAUCGUCUUGGAACUGAACCAGGUGAUUAUUCCCACUUACGGAUCUGUGCCAGACCAGCAAAACCUCCAUACUCCUGAAUGGGUGGAUUAUGAUGAUAAGCCUGACUCCUUGUUCUUCAAAGAUGGGCAGCGAAGAAUUGAUUUUGUUUUGGUGUAUGAAGAUGAAAGUAAAAAAAUGACUCAUAAGAGGAGUGAUCGCAAAAAGCAAAAGAGGAAGAGACAAGUAUAUGAAUCAAACCUGAUAAACAAUGGCUUGCAACUAGAAGCGACGAGGUCGGUUUUGGAUGAGAGACUUAUUUUCGUGAAAGUUCAUGCACCUUGGGAAGUGCUGUGCAUGUACGCCGAGGUUAUGCACAUCAAAUUGCCUCUGCAACACAAUGACUUGAAAACCCGAGACUCAGCUUUCAACUGGUUCAGCAGACUCUUCAGGGUGGAUGAAAAUAUCAUCAAACCUGAGCAAGAGUUCUUCACUGCCCCUUUUCAAAAGGAACAUUUGUCCAACUUUUAUAUCCAAGAUAAAGACACAUUUUUCAAUCCUGCGACUAGAAGCCGAAUUGUUCAUUUUAUUUUGUCCCGUGUGGAAUAUGCAACAAAAAACAAUGUGAAAAAGUUUGGAAUUAACAAAUUACUGGACACUGGAAUCUAUAAAGCAGCAUUUCCCCUUCAUGAUUCRAGUUUUAGGCACCUGUCAACCGAUCCCAACUGCCCAAGUGAACGGUAUCUUCUCUACAGAGAAUGGGCUCAUCCUAAAAACAUUUUCAAACUGCAGCCCCUGGAUUUCAUCAGGAAAUACUAUGGAGAGAAAAUUGGCAUCUACUUUGCUUGGCUGGGCUUUUACACCAAUAUGCUGACUGUGGCUGCGGUUGUAGGAGUUGGCUGUUUUCUGUAUGGAUGCCUGACAAAGGACAACUGCACAUGGAGCCAAGAAGUAUGUGACCCCAACAUAGGAGGUCGUAUCAUAAUGUGUCCUCAGUGUGAUAAAGUAUGUACCUACUGGAACCUCUCCAUCACUUGUGAAUCAUCCAAGAAACUCUGUAUAUUUGAUAGUUUUGGAACAUUGGUGUUUGCAUAAAUGCAGUUUGUAUUUAUGGGAAUAUGGGUUACCUUUUUUUUGGAGUUUUGGAAGCGACGGCAGGCUGAGCUGGAGUAUGAAUGGGACACAGUCGAGUACUUGGAGCAAGAAGAGCAAGUUCGCCCAGAAUAUGAAGCUCGGUGCACUCACGUAGUAAAGAAUGAAAUCACACAGCAAGAAGAACAUGUGCCAUACACUGCGUGUGGGAAGUGUGUACGGAUGACUUUCUGUACAAGUGCCAUCUUCUUCUGGAUCCUUUUGAUUAUUGCUUCAGUUGUUGGAAUCAUUGUCUACAGGCUCUCUGUUUUCCUGGUGUUCUCUGCGAAGUUGUCACAGCACAUCAGUGGAACGGAAACGCUCCGCAAGUACCUGACUCCACAGACGGCCACGUCAGUGACCGCCUCCCUCAUCAGCCUUGUUGUCAUUAUGAUUCUCAACGUCAUCUAUGAAAAAGUGGCCAUCAUGAUCACUGACUUUGAACUUCCAAGGACACAGACCGAUUAUGAAAACAGUCUGACCACAAAGAUGUUUUUAUUCCAGUUUGUCAACUACUAUUCUUCAUGCUUCUACAUAGCCUUCUUUAAGGGUAGAUUUGUAGGUCACCCUGGAAAYCCAGUUUAUUGGCUGGGAAAGUAUCGCAAUGAAGAGUGUGAUCCAGGGGGCUGUCUCCUCGAGCUCACAACCCAGCUUGCCAUCAUAGUAGGAGGUAAAGCUAUCUGGAACAACAUCCAAGAAGUGCUUCUUCCUUUGGUCAAAAAUCUAAUUGGAAGACGGUCUGCAGCUGCCAGAUCAGAAAAAGUUGUUCCACGUUGGGAACAUGACUACCACCUCCAACCCAUUGGAAAACUUGGACUGUUUUAUGAGUAUCUUGAAAUGGUUAUACAGUUUGGCUUUGUGACACUGUUUGUGGCCUCGUUCCCCCUGGCUCCUCUUCUGGCUCUUAUUAACAACAUGUUGGAAAUCCGUCUGGAUGCGUGGAAGYUGACAACGCAAUUCAGGCGCAUGGUUCCACAGAAAGCACAAGACAUCGGCGCCUGGCAGCCCAUCCUGCAGGGCAUAGCCAUCCUUGCUGUGGCCACCAAUGCUAUGAUCAUUGCUUUCACAUCUGACAUGAUUCCUCGUUUGGUUUAUUACUGGUCCUUUUCGGUCCCUCCUUAUGGGAGUCACAGCAGUCACACUAUGAAAGGCUACAUAAACAGCACCCUUUCUGUCUUCAAUAUAUCAGACUUCAAGAAUGCCAGCAAGCCAUUUUCCCCUUUGCUCGGGAGCCAAACGACAUGCAGAUACCGGGACCUCCGCUACCCUCCUGGUCACCAGCAGCAAUACGAGCACAACAUAUACUACUGGCAUGUCAUUGCAGCUAAGCUGGCUUUCAUCAUUGUCAUGGAGCAUGUCAUAUACUUUGUGAAGUUUAUUAUUUCAUAUGCAAUUCCGGAUGUAUCACAAAAGACCAAGAGCAAGGUCAAACGAGAAAAGUACCUCACACAGAAACUCUUACAUGAGAAUAAUCUCAAAGGUGUGAAAAAAAACAUGGGUGAGGUAGCUGCCAAAAUUAUCAAGGGAGCAGAAAGCACUUUCCGAGCUAAAGUUGAAUAAGGACUUUUUCACGUGGAAGAACAGUACUUAGCCAAUCAAGCACUUUGGAUUAAUUUCCUUUACUAAACAUUGUUUCUUGCAAAUCUUAGAUACUCAUUUACCAGUUUUCCUUGGACAAAUGCAACCACUGCAACUCAGAUAAAAGUUACUAUUUUUUUAAACAGCUUUUCAGGACAUUAAAAAAAAAAAAAUAAGAUGAAAAGUAUUUAUCCUCUUAAGAAGAUGCAGAUUAAUUCCCAAACACCUAGGCUGCUUUCUACAUUUUUUGGGCAUCGACUGUUAGAUAACUUGUUUGACAUGAAUAAAAUCUUAAGAACAAGAAUGAUUUGCGGUCAUAAUAUAAUCACAUCUAAUGAAGARGUUUUGAUUGCUUGCUAAUGCAAACCCCAGCUACAAAAUGAAGAGGAAAGGCCAAAAUAUGAAGGAAAAAGAAAGAAAAUACAACUCAAAAUCACGUUGUUAAGCCAUUGGAAUUGGCAGACACGGUUGUUUGCUACUCUGAAUUAUCUAUGCAUACUGAGACUUAAACGGAAAACAAGAUAUUUCAAUUAAUCAUGGACUUGGAUCACAAGAAGCAACAGGACUGUAAGCCCACCCUGUUCAUCAAUCUCUGAGUAAACAGGAGACUUGCCUUUGAAAUCAAUGAAUACAAACUGACCUUACAGUACUCCAAGUGAGCAGAAAACUCAGGCAUUUUAUCUUUCCCCAGUCAAUGUACUUUCAUCUGUUCACUCACCCAUUCUGAGCUAAAUGCUCAUAGCCUUGAAGGUCUCCUACCUGUAAAAGCAGUAAGUGUUAAAAUUCUUUUCACUUUCUAAAUCAAUAUUUGUGGAGGGUUGCCUUUUGCAUUUCUCUCACAUCRGAGCAUGAUCUUCCCUGAGGUUUUGACAUAGGAUGAAUGUGCAGCUGGACAUUUCGACACAGUAUUGUGUGAUAAAGUGAACUCUGACAAGAUUAUGAAUCUAUUGAAACUGGGGUUUUGAAUCAACCAUUUAAUAGGCCUUAACCAUGCUAUGAAGCUUUAAAUAACAAGAAAGGAUGUCAGAGGCAUGUGCUACAGCCAUCAGUCAUCUUCAAACCAGGCUGCAGAUCUGCUUGCUUAUUUUGGCUACAGCUGGAAACAGGAAAUUAGGGAAUUACAGAUUGAACAUGUGUAUGGAGAGCUACUUUGUGCCUGAAUGAUAUUCCAGAUUAUUAACUUGCUUUCUCUUUUAACAGUUUUAAUGGACAAUUUUAUAUAGAUCAUGAAAACCAAAACCUUUUUUCAAAAAAGCAAAAGUAUGCCUGUACUCUACGAACCAGGUGAUUACUUUAUGUUUGUAAUUUUGUACUCUCCUUAAAUGCAAUAGAUAUGCAGAUUUUUUAGGCAGAUAAUUCAUAUAGCUUUUUAUGUAUCAAGUCCAUUUAYAGAAACUAAAUAGCAUUUAGAAGACAGAUUUUAUCCAGUCAGUAAUCARAAAGAAUUAAACAUUUGAAUUUUUACAGCAAAACUUCCAAAUAUUGUCUGUUGUGUAACUCAAGCCUGUCUUUUUAAGCAAACCCUAUGGAACUAUAAGAUCAUUUAGAUUGGAAAGGAUCUUUAAGAUCAUCAAGUCCAACACUGCCAAGUCCCCAACUAAACCAUGUCCCUGAGUGCCACAUCUACAUGUCCUUUAAAUACCACUCUGGRCCCAGCCGUCCAGCCAGUGUUUUACCCUGCAAACAGUGCACUUCUCCAAACCAUGAGCAGCUCAGCACCUGUGGAUCCCACACAGCCCCAGAGAUUUGUGUCUGUCUGAGUGGUGUGGCAGGGCACUGAUCAUUUCCCCUUGGAUUAUGAGGGCUUCAUUCUGCUCCCUACCCKWCUCCCAGCUCAGGAAGCUGGGUACGCAGAGAACAACGGGCUUUACUAUGAAAGAAUGAGGUAAACAAGGCAUUGAGUACCUCAGCCUUUUCCUCAUUCUUUGUUGCUGUGUUUCCCACCACAUUCAGUGAAGGAUGGAGAGUCUCCUUAGCCCUCCUUUUGUUGCUAAUAUGUUUAGAGAAACAUUGUUAUUGCCUUUUACAGCAGUAACUAGAUGAAGUUCUAGUUGGGCUUUGACCCUUCCAAAUGUUUCCCUGCAUAACCUCACAUAGUCCUGCAGAGCUGCCUGGCCCGUCUUCCAAAGGUCAUCAACUCUCCUUUUUCACCUGAGUUCCAGCCAAAGCUCUCUGCUCAGCCAGGCUGUUCUCUUCUUUUGAAUAUUUCCAGGAGUGGAGACUCCACAACCUCUCUGGGCAGCCUGUGCCAGCACUCAAUCACCCUCGCAGUGAAAAAGUGUUUCAGUUUGUGCCUCUGGUCCUGUCACUGCAUAAUAUACCAAACUUCUAGUUAAAACAAGGUUUUGUCCAAAAAAAUGCUUCAAGAAACAAUUUCAGUGAAGUACUCAGAAUUUCCCUGUGCAAAAUGAGUUGGGUUAGAAAGGACAGUCAGCUCCUUUCCURCUUGGAGCUGUUGAUUUUAUCUUUCAACAGGACCUUUCUCAUUUGCAGUUGUGUCCAGAUGAGAGAUGCCAUUUUCAUUCCCUCAUCAGUGAUCACAGCAUCAGUGUGCCUUAAAUACCUUUCCAGGUGCAUUGUUAGAGGGCUGGGGCAGCUAAGGAGGCAUCCUGUGAUAAAGAGAGAAAAAUGCAGCACAAAAUGGACCAUUUCRGGUAAUUAUUUGGUCUUCAAGAGGUAAAGAGACUAGGAAACAAAGGAAUUGUCAUACUGAGUAAGUGAUGGCAGAGUUUAAGGCUGUUUUUCAGGAGUGCUUGGUCUUUUACUCCUUGUYUGAUACCAGUAGACUCUCCAAGCUUUGUGUUUCUUCCUACAUCAGUUGGCACAAUUCCCUAAAAGGGGAGCUAGCCCUCAGUUUGUAUUAUUUUAUAUAAAGAGUUUAUAUUCCUGCCUUUAAAUAACAAUUAAUAACCAUGCUACAUCAGCAAAGCCUGUGUGUCUAUGGCUUAGGCUCCUCCUGUAAUAAAAUCCUAAUCAGCCCUGGGGGUGUUUCUAUGUAACCAUUUUUGUUCAGAUGAUGAAUGUGCUUUUGAAACCGGCCUUCCUCUUGUCUCCAUUUUUCUGGUGGUGCUUCCCGUCACAGACUCCUCUUGGUGCACAUGGACUGAGUUCCUUUUGGUCUAAACUGAGCCACAAGGCAGGUUUUAGAUAUGCCCUUAGUGGUCACUGCCAGGCACUUUGUCUGCAGAGCUGAAACAAGAGCUGGGCUGGAGAGAGCAGUGAGCUCUGCAUGGGAAUCUCCUGGUCAACAUUAACUUUGUGCCCUAGUGAUCUGCUUCUGAAAUGCCAUGCUGCUUGCUAAGGUAGCUGUAACAUUUCUUUUCAGGAGACAUUAUAUCAGGAAUUUGGUUCAGUUUGCCAUGUGCAGUGCCAUUCAGAGCAGAGUUCUGAAUGAAAGAAGAAGGAGACCAACACAGUGCCUAAUAAUUGCAUUUUAAUAGUUUGAUUUAAGCUGUGCAAUCUCCAUUGCCUCUACCUCCAAAUGAUGAAAUGUGCUCUGCUUGUAUGCAGGAAGCUCUGCAGAGGCAUAAGAACAAAAUGCUGGGGGGCAGUUGCUAACAUAUUAGUAUUUGUAAUUUUUWUUUUUUUUAGGCUAGGUUACUUUAAUUAAAGAUCUGCUUGAAGGGAAAAAUAGCAUUUAUUUUGAACUAUGAAUCCAUUUUACUUUUUUUACACUUGAUAUGUAGGCCAGACUCCUACUUUGUACAGAUCAGUUGGAGUCAGAAUUUGGACCAGUGGACCAUUUAAUUGCCUUAACAAGUACCAUAAAUUACAGACUAUCACCACUGUUUAGACUCUGUAUUUGUCAAUUAAAUUCAGAAUGUAAGAGUUUACUUUUUGUAUUUUUUCUAAGAAUGUUUGCUAUUUGUUUCUGAAUAUUAAGAUUUCUUUAUAUUUAUUGUC
Messenger RNA from Malurus melanocephalus (red-backed fairy wren), 6777 nucleotides. RefSeq names its product anoctamin 6 (gene ANO6). The record is from RefSeq and is a predicted model, not a curated record. Lineage: Eukaryota; Metazoa; Chordata; Aves; Passeriformes; Maluridae. Gene Ontology annotation, cellular component: plasma membrane. Gene Ontology annotation, biological process: chloride transmembrane transport; calcium activated phosphatidylserine scrambling; calcium activated phosphatidylcholine scrambling. Gene Ontology annotation, molecular function: protein dimerization activity; chloride channel activity. The transcript has 20 exons.